AUGCAAUCAAUUCGCCCUUGGGCUUGGUCCCGUGGCUUGAAUGUCCUAAGCUUCAGUGCAGGUCACCUCCGACAAUCCCGUAUUCAGCCCCUCAUCCGGGCCCGACUAACACAACAGCCUACCCGGAAUGGUAGCUCUGCUUCUUCUCCCGAAAAAGCUUUUCAGGAACGAGUACAGGAGAUCAAGUCUGCUUGUGCAGACCCAUAUCCCCGUCUCGCGGUGGACAGCCGCACUCUAAGCUGCAAGGAGUUCCGUUCCCGGUACGACGGGUUAGCCAACAAUGAUUCUGUAGAAGACACGGUCGUUAUCUCUGGGAGCAAAUUGAUUUUUUUCGAUAUCAUUCAAGAUGGCCAUAAAAUCCAAGUCAUGUGCAACAAACGCCAGCUCGAGGGCAUCGAACCUACUGAGUUUAAAAAGCUGUAUCGACUGCUUCGCCGUGGUGAUGCAUUUACCGUAACUGGUAAUCCGCAUCGCACUGGUCGUGGCGAGCUUACUAUCAAUGCAACACAGCUACCUCAGCUGCUUGCACCAUGUCUGCAUGACGUUCCCGUUCAUGAUAGCUCGCAUGAAAUCUCACCAUACCCACGCCAUGUCCAAUUCCUGGCUGAUCCGACGGCGGCGGAUAUCAUUCGAACUAGAUCCGUUCUGACUCAAUAUCUUCGUCAAUUCUUCGUUGAUCGUUCCUUUAUGGAAGUCAGCACACCUAUCAUUGGAGCUGUGGCUGGUGGUGCUAUUGCCCGCCCAUUCAUCACCCACGGCACUGAGUUCCCAGAGCGCGAGCUUUCGCUGCGUAUUGCACCAGAAUUAUGGCUGAAGCGGCUCGUGGUGGGUGGGUUUGACCGAGUGUUCGAGAUCGGACCGUCAUUCCGUAACGAAGGAAUUGACAAAACCCAUAAUCCCGAGUUCACAACCUGCGAGUUCUACCAAGCAUACGCCAACCUAGAAGACUUGAUGCGCACCACCGAAGACCUACUGUCCGGCAUGGCCACUCAUAUCCAAACCCAAAAAACUACUCUCCCACCCACCCAAGUCAACUUCACCGCACCAUUCAAGCGUAUCGACUUCAUAACCGGUAUCGAAGAUGCCAUCAACCAGAAACUUCCCGACCUCAACUCCCCCGAUGCCCUCGAUCAAAUCCGCAACAUCUUCCAAACUCUUUCUCUCCCCCUCCCUGAAAAUGCAACCCUCCCCCGCCUCCUUGACGAACUCUGCAGCAUUUACGUCGAACCCCAGUGCGUCGAUCCAACCUUCAUCAUAAACCCUCCCGAAUGUCUCUCUCCGCUCUCAAAAUCUUUCACACACCCCACAACUGGCCAAUGUGUAGCUGCGCGUGGUGAACUAUUCAUCCAGGGCAAGGAGUUGAUCAAUACCUACGAAGAGGAAAACUCGCCUUUCGAGCAGCGCCGCAAGUUCGAGGACCAAUUGCGGUUCAGUCAUGCGGCUGGUGAGCCUGGCGAGAUUGAUGAGAGUUAUCUUGAGGCGUUGGAGUGGGGACUUCCUGCGACUGGUGGAUGGGGAUGUGGCAUUGAUCGCCUGGUGAUGCUUUUCACAGGUGCGAAGCGCAUUAGUGAUGUGUUGGCUUUUGGAAAUUUGAGGACCGUUACCAGACGGCCUGGUUCAAGUGAGGCAUAA
This is a messenger RNA of Penicillium verhagenii, 1632 nucleotides long. RefSeq lists its product as uncharacterized. The transcript has 5 exons. Gene Ontology annotation, cellular component: mitochondrion; cytoplasm. Gene Ontology annotation, molecular function: tRNA binding; lysine-tRNA ligase activity; ATP binding. The record is from RefSeq and is a predicted model, not a curated record. The coding region runs from base 1 to 1632 and encodes 543 amino acids. Gene Ontology annotation, biological process: mitochondrial lysyl-tRNA aminoacylation. Lineage: Eukaryota; Fungi; Ascomycota; Eurotiomycetes; Eurotiales; Aspergillaceae.